Trichosurus vulpecula (common brushtail) is the source of this 2436-nucleotide messenger RNA. It is a transcript of the gene GABPA, whose product is annotated as GA binding protein transcription factor subunit alpha. The record is from RefSeq and is a predicted model, not a curated record. Bases 527 to 1897 code for a protein of 456 amino acids. The transcript has 10 exons. NCBI's taxonomy places the organism in Eukaryota, Metazoa, Chordata, Mammalia, Diprotodontia, Phalangeridae. Gene Ontology annotation, molecular function: sequence-specific DNA binding; DNA-binding transcription factor activity, RNA polymerase II-specific. Gene Ontology annotation, biological process: cell differentiation; regulation of transcription by RNA polymerase II. Gene Ontology annotation, cellular component: nucleus.
GUCUUGAAUUAUGAACUGAGCUAUGAACUGAGCUCUUGUCUGUUAUUUUGGUAUACACACUGUCUCAUCAGCUUCCAUAGGUUCAACUGUCAUUUUAGAUAGCUCCCAAAUUACCCAUCUAGCUGUCCUUUUUUUCCCAGGGUCCAGGCCUAUAUAUCCAACUGCUUGCAAAAUAACUCUAUCCCAUCCUAAUGUCUAUCUCAUAGACAUCUCAAAUUGAAGGUACCACCAUCCUGUCAGUCAACCACCAUUAGCAAUAUUAGUUAUCCUGAGUCCUUCCCUCUUAAAAUCUCCAUAUUUUGUUAAUUGACAGGUCUUAACCAAUUCUCCUCUAGUACCUCUUCUUAUCUCUCCACUUACACAGCUACCACCCUAGUUCAGGCCCUCAUCAUUUCCCACCUGGAUUAUUGUAAGAGUUAAUCUCCCCUUUCUAAUCCAUCUUUCAUAAUGUCCAGCUCUCUUAUUUCUCUACAGAGAAGGAACAAGUUCCAGAGAGGUUAAAUGGCUCACACAGUGUCACCCAGCCAUGACUAAAAGAGAAGCAGAAGAGCUGAUAGAAAUUGAAAUUGAUGGAACAGAGAAACAAGAAUGCACAGAAGAAAGCAUUGUAGAGCAGACCUACACUCCUGCAGAAUGUGUGAGUCAGGCCAUAGACAUCAAUGAACCAAUAGGGAAUCUUAAGAAACUACUGGAACCAAGACUUCAGUGUUCAUUGGAUGCACAUGAAAUUUGCCUGCAAGAUAUUCAGCUGGAUCCAGACCGAAGUUUAUUUGAUCAAGGAGUAAAGACUGAUGGAACUGUUCAACUUAGUGUACAAGUCAUCUCUUAUCAAGGGAUAGAACCCAAGUUAAAUAUCCUUGAAAUUGUUAAACCUGCUGAAACUGUUGAAGUUGUUAUUGACCCAGAUGCCCACCAUGCUGAAGCUGAAGCACAUCUUGUGGAGGAAGCUCAAGUAAUAACCCUUGAUGGCACUAAGCAUAUUGCAACAAUUUCAGAUGAAACCUCCGAACAAGUGACAAGAUGGGCUGCUGCACUUGAGGGUUAUAGGAAAGAGCAAGAACGCCUUGGAAUACCCUAUGAUCCCAUACAGUGGUCAACAGACCAAGUCCUUCAUUGGGUAGUUUGGGUAAUGAAGGAAUUCAGUAUGACUGAUAUAGACCUACCUACACUAAGCAUUUCAGGAAGAGAAUUGUGUAGUCUCAAUCAAGAGGAUUUUUUCCAGAGGGUCCCACGAGGAGAAAUUCUGUGGAGUCAUCUGGAGCUCCUUCGAAAAUAUGUAUUGGCUAGCCAAGAACAACACAUGGGUGAAAUAGCAACAGUUACUAUUGAUCAACCUGUUCAGAUUAUACCAGCAUCAGUACAGCCCACCACACCAACCACCAUUAAAGUUAUAAAUAGUAGUGCAAAGACAGCUAAAGUACAAAGAGCACCACGAAUUUCUGGAGAGGAUAGAAGUUCACCUGGAAACAGAACUGGAAAUAAUGGACAGAUUCAACUAUGGCAGUUUUUGUUGGAACUUCUUACUGACAAAGAUGCUCGAGACUGCAUUUCCUGGGUUGGAGACGAAGGAGAGUUUAAGCUAAAUCAGCCUGAAUUGGUAGCACAAAAAUGGGGACAACGCAAAAAUAAGCCUACUAUGAACUAUGAGAAGCUUAGUCGGGCUUUAAGGUAUUACUAUGAUGGAGACAUGAUCUGUAAAGUACAAGGCAAGAGGUUUGUGUACAAGUUUGUUUGUGAUUUGAAGACUCUUAUUGGAUACAGUGCAGCAGAGUUGAACCGUUUGGUUACAGAGUGUGAACAAAAGAAACUUGCAAAGAUGCAGCUUCAUGGUAUUGCACAGCCGGUCACAGCAGUUGCAUUAGCUACUGCUUCUCUGCAAACAGAAAAAGAUAAUUGAGCCCGGGACCUUAGAAGCAUGAGGCCUUUUUGAAUAGUUAAAACAAGCAUUGCUCUUUGUUACAGAAUCUGAAGCUUCUUUUAUUUGUAGACAGUACAAUCUGAUGCAUGAUUUUUUUACAGAGAUUUCAGACUAUUGUGAAUUUGGAUCUUUUUACUUUGAGCAUAUAUUUCAGUGUAUGCAUAUGUAUGUGUUAAGGGAUUAACACAAUGUCUUCAGUGUGAAGGCUGUCCCGCUGUGGUUGAUAGUUGGAUAUCUGUCAGGAAAGCUAAAUCUGGUCAGUAUUAAUUAAAAAAAAAUUUGUAGUAGCAUCUAAAGAAGAAAAGUACAUGAAGAAUUUACAGGAAACAGUCUAGGGUAUACUUUAAUAAUUUUGGAAAAUGUGACUGUUUCUCCUCUCUGCUAUCUUAGAUGUUACUUUAAUUAAAACUACAGAAUGGAAUUUCCACCACUAGUGCAUGUAUGCCUGUUAGUUUCAUCUGAUCAAACAACUGAAAUAAGAGAUGUUAUAAAGAAGUUGAAUAAAUUACUAAACUUGC